GGGUUUCUGGGAAGUGUCUUGACAGAGAACCUAAGCUGAGCAAAGCAGCCUUGAUCUGAGUGAGCUAACUGGCACCAUGAAAGUAGCAGGUGUCUUUCUGCUCAUCUCUCUGGCUCUUCUCUGCUUUUUCUCAGGUGCCUUCAGUCAAGGAGGACAGGACAAAAGAGGCUGGAUCACAAGAUCAGAGGGUCGAUUUCCAGGGAAAGGUGUCUUAAGGCAUCGUCUCUUUCAAAUUAAUUGUGGUGAGUUCCGUGACCCCAAGGUCUUCUGCACUCGAGAAUCUGACCCACUCUGUGGCUCUGAUGGCCAGACAUAUGGGAAUAAAUGUGCCUUCUGCAAGGCGUUGGAGAAAAGUUCUGGGAAGAUCAACCUGAAGCAUCGUGGGAAAUGCUGAAUUAGAGCUGGUGUUUUGUGUCAGCUUACCUGUCUUCUCUCACCCUUAUUUUUUUUUAUUUCUGCUUUUUUUUUCUCUAGCAAAUGCCAUGAAUUCAUAAAUAAUAAAACACAACUUUUUCUCCAUGUGGGUCUUAUGUAGCUCACAAUGUCUAUUUCAUUUGACUUGUCAAUAAAGAAAAGUCUGCAGAAUUGA
Grammomys surdaster is the source of this 589-nucleotide messenger RNA. Its product is annotated as serine protease inhibitor Kazal-type 6. The transcript has 5 exons. The record is from RefSeq and is a predicted model, not a curated record. Lineage: Eukaryota; Metazoa; Chordata; Mammalia; Rodentia; Muridae. Gene Ontology annotation, molecular function: protein binding; serine-type endopeptidase inhibitor activity. Bases 77 to 394 code for a protein of 105 amino acids.